UCUUAGAUAAAUUAAUUUUAAUAUUUCUCAUAUGAAGAUAUUUUACAUGGGGAUCGUGCUGUUUGGACCAGGAAUCGCUAUUGAAACAGUGACAAAUUUUCCGCUUUGGGUGUCUGUUUUGAUAGUGGCUUUUUCAGGAAUCGCUUACACGGCUGUGGGCGGUCUCCGAGCUGUGGUGUGGACAGACGUUUUCCAGCUCACAAUUAUGCUCAUUGGGAUGUUGAGUAUCAUCAUAAAGACUACCAUUGACGUUGGAGGAAUCAAGCAAGUGUUUGAUAUUGCUGGUGAAGGACUUCGUCUUCAAAUGCCGAGCUUCGAUCUGGAUCCCACCGUCCGCAAUACGUUCUGGUCUUUAAUUGUCGGUUCCUCUAUAUCUCUUACGUACCUGCAUACCUCCCAGGCGACCACACAAAGAAUCUGCUCAGUUCCUACUGAAAGAGAUGCACGCAGAGUUAUCAUCAUUUCAACUUUAGCGACUGUUGUAAAUGCCGUCCUGGCAUGUCUCCUAGGAGUAUUUGCUUACGCAUAUUUCCACAAAAUACGGUGUGAUCCUAUUGCGUCGAAGGCAAUUGAAAACCCAAAUCAGAUUCUUCCAUAUUUGGUAAUAACAAUUUUCCGUGAUGUGCCUGGAAUGUCAGGAGUGUUUGUAGCAGCUUUGUUUAGUGCGUCACUAAGUACAAUUUCAUCUUUACUGAGUAGCCUAUCAGCACAAACUGUGGAGGAUAUUGUAAAACCUCUUGUAAAAGACAUCUCCGAAAGACGAGCAAUACUCGUAGCUAAAAUAUCCGGUUGA
Messenger RNA from Pecten maximus, 793 nucleotides. Its product is annotated as sodium-coupled monocarboxylate transporter 2-like. Gene Ontology annotation, molecular function: symporter activity. The record is from RefSeq and is a predicted model, not a curated record. The transcript is spliced from 9 exons. Gene Ontology annotation, biological process: sodium ion transport; transmembrane transport. Gene Ontology annotation, cellular component: membrane. Lineage: Eukaryota; Metazoa; Mollusca; Bivalvia; Pectinida; Pectinidae. Bases 32 to 793 code for a protein of 253 amino acids.